AUGCAGCAGCUCAUAUCCCGGUUGCUCUCGCCGCCUGGACGACGUUUCCUGUACAGCAAUGGGAGGGAGAGGGAGCCGGAGCCGUCAGAAUCCGACCACCCUCUCGUGGGGGAGCAGAUUUCCUUCACUCGAGCCCCGAGCAUUACACCGCGGGAAGAUGGCCGGUGCCUGGCCGUCUUUACGAGCGGUGGGGACGCCCAGGGAAUGAACUCGGCGCUCAGAGCGGUCGUGAGGAUGGCCAUCUUCAGCGGAGUCCGCGUCUUUGCCGUGCGAGAAGGCUACAAGGGGUUGGUGGAGGGAGGGAAGCACAUCGAGGAGUUCCGGUGGGCGUCCGUCUCGAACAUUCUUCACAAGGGCGGCACAGUCGUCGGCACGGCUCGCUGUAAGGAGUUCAGAGAGCGGGAAGGUCGCCUCAAAGCCGCGGAGAACCUAGUGCAGCGCGGGAUCAACAACCUAGUAGUGAUUGGCGGAGACGGAAGCCUUACAGGCGCCAAUCUCUUCAAGAAGGAGUGGGAGGGUCUGCUGGCUGAGCUGGAGGAGGCCGGACGCCUCACCAGAAGCCAAGUCGAAAAGUGCAAGUACUUGAACAUCGUGGGGCUAGUGGGGUCCAUCGACAACGACAUGUGUGGGACGGACAUGACUAUCGGCACCGAUUCAGCUCUCCACCGCAUCAUCGAGGCCGUUGACUGCCUAACUAGCACUGCCGCCAGCCACCAGAGGAGCUUUGUACUGGAGGUAAUGGGCCGUCACUGUGGGUACCUCGCACUGAUGGCUGGGAUUGCUGGCUGUGCGGACGCCGUGUUCAUCCCCGAACGCCCUCCUAACCCAGGAUGGGAGGACAGCAUGUGCUACCAGAUCGCCCAAUGCCGAGAUGCAGGGCGAAGACACAGUCUCGUUAUCGUCUCCGAAGGGGCAGUGGAUUCAGAAAACAGGCCGAUAACUUCGGAGCAGAUCCGGGACAUCCUGCAGGCAAAGUUGGGCCACGACACGAGGAUAACUGUCCUCGGCCACGUUCAGAGAGGGGGGAAGCCGUCGGCGUACGAUCGCAUCAUCAGCGCGCGAAUGGGUGCAGCUGCAGUCAUCACCCUCCUGAACGCGGAAGGAGAGAUCCCUCCAAAGAUGAUCGGUGUUCAGGGCAACGUGAUCAUGCAGCUCCCGCUCAUGGACUGCGUGACGAAGACGCGGGCCAUAGAUACUGCGAUGAAGACGUGCGAGUUCAAGCAGGCCCUCGAGCUGCGCGGAAGGUCAUUCAAACGAAACAUGGAACUCUUGCGACGCCUCGAAUCCUGUCGAAACCCCGAGUGCGGAAGCGAAGAAGACAUUCUCUCCCCAACGCCCGUCCGCAGAUUCAAAUUUGCAAUCAUGAACGUCGGUGCGCCGGCAGCAGGGAUGAACAGCUGCAACCGAGCCUGCAUCCGUCUCCUGCUGUACAAGGGACACACGGUGCUGGGGGUGGGCAACGGGUUCUCGGGUCUUUUGGACGAUGACAUCACCGAAAUGUCGUGGGAUUCGGUGACGAAUUGGGCCGCCGAGGGCGGGUCUAACCUGGGAACAAACAGGAUUAAGCCUACUGCCCACACGCUGCCAGAGAUUGCUGCGAAAUUUGGGGAGCACCAUAUCGAGGGGCUUCUGAUCGUUGGAGGCUUCGAGGCGUAUCACAGUCUCAUAAUCCUGGAGGAGAACAGAAAACUCUACACGGCUUUCCGCAUUCCUCUCCUCGGGGUGGCAGCCACCAUCAGCAACAACGUCCCCGGUACGGAAUACAGUCUCGGUUGCGACACUGCCCUCAACACAAUCGUCAGUUCUUGCGACAUCCUCCGUCAAUCGGCACAGGGCAACCGCAAACGUGUUUUCGUCGUCGAGACGAUGGGCGGUUACUGUGGCUACCUCGCAACCAUGGCAGCUCUCGCAGGAGGCGCCGACGCAGCGUACAUCUUCGAAGAGAAGUUUACCAUCUCAGACAUCCAGAGGGACGCCGAUUACCUCGUCGGGAAAUUCAAAGACGGCCUCGAACGUGGUCUACUCUUGCGAAACGAAAAGUGCAACGAGAAUUUCACCACAACAUUUAUCACUGAGCUCCUAUCGGAACAGGGUAAAGGUGUUUUCAUCUGCCGCGACAGCCUUCUCGGGCACCUACAGCAGGGAGAUGCACCAACUCCCUACGAUCGUAUCCUCGGAGUCCAGUACGCUGCCCACACCGUCGAUUUCCUGCAGAAACACGCUCAGGAGAAUCUGAAUUCGCGGGAUAAAGUCCGUGCCGAGAAUGCCGAAUCGGCCUGCAUGAUCGGGCUCCAGGGAACGAAAUUCCAGGCAAUUCCGCUGCAGAAACUGGCAAAGGAUACGGAUUUCGAGCACAGGAUCCCCACGCACCAGUGGUGGAUGAGCCUGCGUCCACUCAUCGCGAUAUUCGCCAAGCACAAGGAGCACGAUUUCCGUGGAGAGACCCGCUAG
Geodia barretti is the source of this 2451-nucleotide messenger RNA. Lineage: Eukaryota; Metazoa; Porifera; Demospongiae; Tetractinellida; Geodiidae. The record is from the annotation of a GenBank genome assembly.